GGUCCGGGGCCGACAUGGCGGAACGGCGGGAUACUGAGCCCGGGUUGGCCGGGGGACAGAAGUAUGGAUGGCAAUUUUAAUAAAAGCUUGAGACCUGAGAUCAUAGAAAGCACAAACAGUCAGCAGGCUCCAAGAGUACCAGACGAAUCGCUACUAGAUGAAAACUAUUUUCUGAACUCAGAGGUGCUAACAAAAGUUCCAUUUCCUGAUGCUGAUGAAGAGCAAAAUAACUUGUUGAAGGGAUACAGUUCUUCUGGUCUGUACUCCCAAGGGAGUAUGGAAGAAGGGAGAAUUCCUACUGAACAAAGGGAAAUACAUAUCAGCAACUUGCAGAGACUUACAGAAUUCAUUCCUCAGCUAAAUAAGCAGUCCAUGCUACAGUCCAUUAGAACGGACUUCAAAUUGUCUAGAGAGAGAGAAACAGAGGACACAUACUCAACUAAGGAAACAGGCCGUGAACGGAUAUUCCAGGACACACUUUCCAGAGAGCCAGAGUCCAGAUUGAGAGGAAGUUUUAACACUAAGCAAGGUCAAAUGGAGGAGUCUUCACGAACACAGCUGGCAGCACAAGCCCCAGAUAAUAAUUUUAGGGAAUCUAGUUACAACUAUAGCAGCAAAUCUCCAAUGGGUGAAAAUCAUGGCAAUUCAUAUACAUCAGGGGUAAGGAUAAAGGAGGAACCGAUGGAUGAAGAUUAUGAACGGGCCUUGGCACCUGCUACCACCGAUGUGGAGAAAGUCAAAGAGGAGCCAGAUAACUCUGAGGAAUAUUCCCAGCAACCCAAAGUUUCUGAUGGGGAACUGAAAAUCAGUGCAGUGUUUUCAGUCAGUGGCAGCCCCCUAGCCCCUCAGCUUUCAAGUGGAAUACAGACUCCACUAAGCUCUCCAGGUUUGAAUAAGUCUCUUCCUGCAGUCCCCACAACCUCUGUCAGGGUCUCCUGUUCAGGCUGCAAAAAGGUUCUUCAAAAAGGACAGACAGCAUACCAACGUAAGGGAUCUACACAACUUUUCUGUUCCACUCUCUGCCUUACUGGCUACAAUGUGCCCCCCGCCCGACCACCCAUGCCUGCUACCACCAGGAAGACAUGUUCCAGCUGCUCAAAAGUAAUUGGUAAUCCCAAGGAUGUCAUCACAGCUCAGUUUGAUGAGCCUGGUGGCGGUAAAGACUUUUGCAGCCAAUCCUGCCUCUCUACUUUUGAGAUCAAGAGGAAAGCUUCUGUCACCAUCCAUACCAAUAGCAUUUCAACAAAGUGCAGUGUUUGUCUAAAAAAUGCUGUUAUUCGGCAUGAGGUGAAUUACCAAAAUGUGGUGCACAAACUCUGCAGUGAUGCUUGCUUUUCUAAAUUUCGCUCUGCCAACAACCUUACAAUGAACUGUUGUGAGAACUGUGGAGGAUACUGUUACAGCGGUUCUGGCCAGUGCCAUUUGCUGAACAUUGAUGGUCAGUGCAAGAAAUUCUGCAGUUCAACUUGCGUUACUGCUUUCAAACAGAAAUCUGCAAAAAUCACUCCAUGUGCUCUGUGCAAAACAUUACGCUCCUCAGCAGAAAUGAUUGAGAACACCAACAGUAUGGGUCGCACUGAGCUGUACUGUUCUGUUAACUGUUUGUCUGCCUACAGGGUCCAAAGUGUGACUUCAUCAGGUGUACAGAUUCAGUGUAAUAGCUGCAAAACUAUGGCCAUACCACAGUAUCAUUUGGCAAUGUCUGAUGGGAGCAUUCGAAAUUUUUGCAGUUACAACUGUGUAGUUUCGUUUCAAAAUCUAUUCAGCAAGUCCCCUGGGGUUAAUUCUUCAGUGGUCCCUCUUUCCCAAGGCCAGGUGAUCAUGAAUGCCAAUGCAGCUACAGUGACACAAGCUGGAAGCAGCACACAAUCUGUGGUGUCUGCCACAUCAACCACCUCUACUUCAACAGUUAGCAACAGCAAUUCGGCUGCUACACAACAGCAGAACAAUCUUUCUCGUCUUUCAACGAAGCUGAGGUGUCAGCAUUGCAGUCGGUUGUUUGCCACCAAGCCAGAUCUCUUGGACUAUAAGGGUAAAAUGUAUCAGUUUUGCGGUAAAGCCUGCUGUGAUGAAUACAAAAAAAUUAACAUGAUUACUGCAAUGUGUGAAUACUGCAAAAUAGAGAAGACUAUGAAGGAAUUGGUGCGCUUCUCAGGAGUUGAAAAAGUUUUCUGCAGUGAAGGUUGCAAGCUGCUGUACAAACAUGACCUUUCUAAAAAGUGGGGAAGUUACUGUAAGAUGUGCAGUUACUGCUGCCAAACCUCUCCAAAGUUGGUGCGGAAUCAUUUUGGAGGGAAGUUGGAAGAGUUCUGUGGAGAAGAAUGCAUGUCAAAAUUCACAGUGCUAUUUUAUCAGAUGGGUAAAUGUGAAAGUUGCAAGCGGCAAGGCAAGCUAAAUGAAUCACUAAAAUGGAGAGGGGAAAUGAAACACUUUUGUAACCUAAUGUGUUUAGUGGUGUUCUGCAGUCAGCAGAGCACAGGAGAAGCAUCUCCAGUCAACAAUACAGCAUCCAAUGCCCCUAUGGUUCAACCAGUCCCAGCUUCCCCAGGCUCUACUGGGACUAAGGAUUCCACUCCAGUCAUUGCCAAUGUGGUGUCACUUGCAAGCACCCCUGCUGCGCAGCCUACUGCAAACUCUACCAAUGUCCUACAAGGUGCUGUUCCAACUGUGAGCGCUAAAAUAAUUGGAGAUGCAAGUACCCAAACAGAUGCUCUAAAGCUUCCUCCUUCACAGCCCCCUAGACUCCUCAAGAACAAAGCUCUGCUGUGCAAACCAAUCUCACAGACCAAGGCCACCUCUUGUAAACCUCACACUCAGCACAAGGAGUGUCAAACAGAAGAUGAUGGAAAACCACAGAUUUUGGUGAUUCCUGUACCUGUGCCAGUAUUUGUUCCUGUUCCCAUGCACCUGUACACCCAGUUUGCCCCAGUCCCGCUAAGUUUACCGCUACCUGUUCCAGUCCCAAUGCUGAUCCCCACAACUCUGGACAAUGCUGAUAAAAUUAUAGAUGCAAUUGAAGACCUCAAAGAAAAAGUUCCAUCAGAUCCCUUUGAGGCAGACAUUCUCCAGAUGGCAGAAAUGAUUGCAGAAGAUGAAGAAAAAGAGAAAACAUCACACGGAGUCUCAGAUAAUAAAGUAAGUGCUGUUUUGAAAUUGCUGUGUUUGAUUGCUACAGAUCAGGGCAGUACAUACAGUGGAGACUUGGAAUCUGAAGCAGUUUCUACACCACACAGCUGGGAAGAUGAAUUAAACCACUACACGUUGAGGUCAAAUAACUUGCAGGAAACUGAUGCAGAGCUUCAGCAACUAUCCAGAGUGGGGAUUGAGCAGGACUUGGAGACAGACUUCCCCCAACAGGCAUUUGAUCCACUGAAUAAAGGUUCCACUGCGUUUGGCCGGUCUCGAGGCAGACGAAAACACAGAGAUGGAUUUCCCCAACCCAAAAGACGGGGUCGUAAGAAGUCAGUGGUAGCUGUGGAACCACGAAACCUUAUUCAAGGUUCAUAUCCUGGAUGUUCUGCUUUAGGUUCCACGUUAAAGUAUAUGUAUGGGGUAAAUGCUUGGAGGAAUUGGGUACGGUGGAAAAACUCUCAAGAGGAGCCAGAAGACAUCAAGUUUGGAGGUAAAUUCAAUCAUUAA
This is a messenger RNA of Staurois parvus, 3639 nucleotides long. The record is from the annotation of a GenBank genome assembly. NCBI's taxonomy places the organism in Eukaryota, Metazoa, Chordata, Amphibia, Anura, Ranidae.